AUGAAUGAGAUAGUGUUAAAUGUUGCCCUGAAGCAUAAGUCAUCAUGUCUAUUAUAUAAAAAAGAUUUUCAUUUCAAAUUAUUUUCAUCUUUAAAAGUUUGUUAUCAUAAUAAUUUAUGGUUACAUAAAAAAAAUCAAAAUGGUGAUAGUAAUUGUAGGAAUACAUCAGUGGUUACUGAACAAAUAAAUAAUGAAAAUAAGAAUGAUAAGAUAAGUAAUGAUAAGUAUAUAAAAAGUGAUGGUGUAAAAAAAUGCGUAGGACAAAGAAAUAAAUUACAUUUUGAUGAAACAAAUCUUUUAAAGUUUAGAAAUAUGGAUACUUAUAAAAAAUGGCAGUGUAGUUUUUUUUCAACAUCAGAAGAAAAAAAAUCCAAUAUAGUAAAAUAUAUGACAUUGGAUGAAGAAAAAAAAAAAGAAGAUAAUAACAUUAGCUGUAAAGAUUUAAAUAAUACACAACUGACGAUAAAAAAUAAAGUUGUAGAAAAUGACCUUAGUGAUUGUAAUUUAGAAAAAAAAAGAAAAGAUAAUGAUGAAUAUGAUAAUGACAAAUAUGAAAGAGAUUCAUUUGAACAAGAUGAAGAAAAUGAUAAAAUGAGAAAAAAGAAAGAAAUAAAAAAGAUUUUAAAUAUUAUAUUUUGUUCUUCUAUACCUAUGAUUGGUUUUGGUUUUAUGGAUCAAUUUAUUAUGAUACGUUUAGGUGAUAUAUUCGAUGCUUCCAUAGGAGUAACUUUUGGUAUAUCAACUCUUUGUGCUGCUUCUUUUGGUCAAUUAUGUAGUGAUACGUUUGGUAUAUUUUUUGGAUAUGUUUUGAAUUAUUUACUUCAGACCUAUAAAAUAAUUAAUCCCAUAAAAUAUGAUAUAAAAAAUAAAGUUUAUCAAUAUUACACUUUAAUAGGUUCUGUUUUAGGUAUGUUAUUUGGUUGUGCUUUAGGUAUGGUUCAGUUAAUUUUUAUUGACACUACAAAAAGUGAACGUUUAAAAAAAAAGAAAGAACUUGAUUUUAUUUUUCAAAUGGUCAUGUGUGAUUGUUCAAAUGUUUUAAAUUGUGAAGCUUCUACUUUAUUUUUAUAUGACAAGGCAAAAAAUGAGUUAUGGAGUAAAGCAAUACAUGGAAGAAAAAAUAUUAUAAAAAUUUCUGCAGAUAGUGAUGAAAAAAGUUUCAAUUUAUGGGUUUUAAGAAAUAAAGAAAUUAUCAAUUGUAAGGAUGUAGCUAAUCAUGAAUUGUUUAAUCCUUCACAUGAUGAAAAAUUUAAUUUCAAAACUAAAACCAUUCUAGCUGCACCUAUUUUAGAUAAAAAUGAUGAAGUUGUGGGUGUUCUUAUGUUCUUAAAUAAAUUAAGAUCCCAUGGUGGGUAUUUUACAAGAGAUGAUGAAAAGCUAGCUGAAAUGAUGUGCAAGCAUAUUUCUAUUUUUAUGGAAAAGUUUCAUUAUAUGAGUGAAGGGGACCAAAAAAUGAUAAUUUUUGAUAAGGAAAAAAAUAGUGUUAAAGAGGAGGACGAAGAAGAAGACGAUAACGACGAUGAUGAUAAUAAUGAUGAUGUUGAUGAAGAGGGGAGAGAGCUUACAGAGAAAGAAAAAGAAAGAAACAAAGAAAAAGUGAACGAAGUACAAUAUGAAGAUAAUAAAAAAAAAAAGAAAAAAAAAAGACAAAAAAGGAAUAUUCUUCCAUAUGAUAUUUUAAAAAGGGAAAAAGAUGAUGAUAAAAUAUUUGACGAAGGUGAUGAAAAUGAAGAGAGGAAAGAAUUGAAUGAAGAUGAAGAUGAACAAGUUGAAGAUGAGGAGGAAGAUGAAGAAGAAGAUGAGGAAGAAGAUGAAGAAGAAGACGAGGAAUAUGAAUAUGAACAAAAUGUCAAAGAAAAUAAAAAUCACAUAGAUAAUGAUAAUGAUAAAUAUAAUAAGAUAUAUGAACAGGAUGAAAAAAAUGAAAACAUAUUAUAUAAGCAAAAUAUAGAUAAUCAUGAUGAAAACGACUAUGAAUUAAUUCAAGAUAAUUAUUAUGUAGAAAAAAAUAAUAUAUAUAAUAAAAUUGAUAGUAUACAAAAUGAAAAGAAUAACAAUAUUGAUAAGAGUGAAUUUAGUAAUAAUAUAAAUACACAUACAUUUGAUAAUUAUAUGGAUUAUAAAGGGAAUAUAAAAGAACAUACAGCAAAUAAUAUCGAACAUCAAUUAUUACUUUUUAAUAAUGAUAAAACUAUGAAGGACAAAAUUUUAACAAGUGACAAAAUAAAUGAGGAUACAAGUAGUAAUGAUAUUAUUAAUAGUAGCAAAACAUAUAAUGAAAAAAAAAAAUUAUACACUUCAACCACAGAUAUAAAUAAGAAUAAUAUGGAUGGUAAUUUACAAGAUGAUAUAUUUUAUUUCAAAUUAUUAAAUAAGAAUAAGUAUUAUAUGAAUAAUGUUAAUGAAAAUUUGGAUAUAUAUUAUAUAUUAUAUAAUAUAGAAAAUGUUGAACAACUAUUUAAGAGAAUAAAAGAAAACAAUUUGUUGUUCUUUAACAUGAAAAAUAGUAUUCCUAUGUUUAAAUUGUUCAGGGAUUUAUAUGUGAAAGAGGAAAAUGGUUCCUAUAUUACAAAAAAUGAAAAUAAUAAUAAUAAUAAUAUUAAUAGUUAUAAUAAUAAUAAGAAUUAUAAUAAUUCUAUCAUAUUUUCAACAAAUGAAAAACUUUAUGAUAUUCUAAAUAGGGAUAAUAUAUACAAAAAGUUAAAGAAAGAAAUAUUUGAGGAUGAUUCUCAAAUUAAGACAAUGAAAAAUAAAUUGAAAUUAACAAAUAAAAAUAAUAUGAAUAAUAAUAAUAAUAAUAUUGAUAAUAGUAAUAAUAAUAUUUAUAGUGAUAAUCUUAAGAAAUAUUAUUUGAAUAGUUCUAUAUUUAAUAAGGAUUUAAAUGUAAAACAUUUUGUAGAAGUUUUAAAAAUGAAUGUAUAUAUAUCAGAAAGAAUUAAUACUUUAUUAUUUCACAAACAAAAUAUUUUAAAUGAUGUUAUAAAAUUAUAUAUAUCUAAUGAAUAUGGUGAAAAAUGUUUUUUUUCUAAUUUUCCAAAAAUAAAAGAAAUAAUAUUUGUAAAUGGAUAUGAAAAAAAAAUGGAUAUGAAAUAUUUUAAAAUGUUAAAAAAUAUAUAUAAAUAUAAUUUAAAUAAAAUUUUCAGUAAUAAUUAUAAGUUUUUUAUAAUUAAAAAAAAAAAAAAAUUAAAAAAAUUAUGUUAUAUUAUGAAAAGUUUUCAUCCACAUAUAUUAGAUGAAUUCUGGUUUAAUUUAUCAUGUCAAAAUGAUAUAAAAAAUAUAUAUUAUAAAAAUUUACAUUUUGUUAUUAGUUUACAUAAUUCAUCAAUUAUAGAUUUUAAAAUAAUUAAUCAUUUUAUAUUAAAUAAAAUUUUUGAAAAUAUAUCUAUCAACUGUACUACCUCAAGUAUGUAUUAUAAUAUAAAAACGAUAGAUUUUAUCUCAUAUAGAAAUUUGUAUCUUUUCAAAAAUUAUACUAUGCACGAUCUUAUUUAUAAAUAUAUUAUAUAUUAUUAUUGUAGAAAAAAAUUAAGAAGAAAAAAUUUUCAUUAUUUUAAUUAUCAAGAUUUAUAUAUAGCUGAAAACUAUUUUGGUCUUAACACACAUACCAAGAAGGUACCCAACAUGUUAGAUCAUAAUCUCGGAAAAAAAAGUGCCAUCGUGACAGUAGAUAGAUAA
Molecule: messenger RNA, 3675 nt
Organism: Plasmodium gaboni
Lineage: Eukaryota; Apicomplexa; Aconoidasida; Haemosporida; Plasmodiidae
Product: putative GAF domain-related protein
Exons: 1
Coding region: 1-3675 (1224 amino acids)
Cellular component (GO): mitochondrion
Molecular function (GO): protein binding
Source: RefSeq, a predicted model, not a curated record